UCACCCCUGACACCAUGACGGCUGCUCUCCAAGAGGACUCUCAGAGCAAUGCGAGAACCAGGCAGGAGCAGGAGGAGGAAUUGAUCCUUACAGCCUGGCACAGCAUGUCGGUGGCUCUGCAGCAACACAGUCUGUGUGAGGAGUCCAGAGCGCCGGGCCAGGCUCAGUCUUUCCUGGCCAAGCAGAGGCAGUCCACCCAGGCCAGGAGGGGCUUCUCCCCGAGGCUGCAGCCCAGGUAGGAGCCUUCCUCCCCAUGAGGAAGUCUCAGCCUGGCCCACUCAUGAGCAGGAUGGAAAUCAAGACCAUGGGAAGAGGAGCUGGAGAUACUGAACCUGCAUUUCACCAUUUUCUUAUAUUGAGGUACUCGCUGUAUGUUUUUUGGGUUUGCUGUUAUCGCCCUCUGCUGCUCAUAGCUGGUACUGGAUUUCUAUUUACACUGGCAAAAUUGUAAUUGAUAAAAG
This is a messenger RNA of Myripristis murdjan (pinecone soldierfish), 461 nucleotides long. Its product is annotated as protein Hook homolog 2-like. The record is from RefSeq and is a predicted model, not a curated record. The coding region runs from base 15 to 239 and encodes 74 amino acids. Gene Ontology annotation, biological process: cytoplasmic microtubule organization. The transcript has 3 exons. Gene Ontology annotation, molecular function: microtubule binding. NCBI's taxonomy places the organism in Eukaryota, Metazoa, Chordata, Actinopteri, Holocentriformes, Holocentridae.